GCUGGCUGUGUGACCACAAAGGGUUAAAUCGAAUGUAUGCAAGCUGCAUGUAACCAGUGUUAAACGAGGAAGGAGACAGUCGGGCGUUUCUGUGGCUGCUGGUUUAACUCUCUUCAACAAUGUCGCUUUUUAAUUUUUUGUUGGGUGUUGACCUCAAGGUGCUCUUCCUGAUUAUUUUUAUUUUUAUCCUAAUAGCAGACUUCCUCAAAAACAGGAAUCCUCCAAAUUUUCCUCCAGGACCGAUGGCUCUUCCCUUUGUAGGGAAUUUCUUCAGUGUGGACAGUAAACGGCCACACAUUUAUUUUACCAAGCUGGCUGAUGUCUAUGGAAAUGUGUUCAGCUUCCGCUUCGGUAGUGACAAGAUGGUGUUUGUGUCUGGGUACAAGAUGGUGAAGGAAGCCUUGGUGACACAAGCCGACAAUUUUGUGGAUCGACCAUACAGUGCAAUGGUUGACAGGUUUUACUCCGGAAACUCAGGUGGUCUGGUCGGGAGCAAUGGUGAACCAUGGAAAAGACAGCGACGCUUUGCCUUGUCUACAUUACGUAACUUCGGCCUGGGCAAAAGCACCAUGGAGCAGAGUAUCUGUGAGGAGAUCCGACACCUGCAGGAGGAGAUUGAGAAGGAGAGAGGUGAACUUUUCAGCCCAGCAGGCCUCUUCAACAAUGCGGUGUCCAACAUCAUUUGCCAGCUGGUGAUGGCGAAGCGUUUUGACUACAGUGAUCACAACUUCCAGAUCAUGCUGAAGUAUCUGUCUGAAGCUAUUCAGCUGGAGGGCUCUGUAUGGGGUGCGCUGUAUGACUCAUUCCCUGGAAUAAUGAAGUACAUGCCAGGUCCUCACAACACACUGUUCAGCCACUACCACGCCAUCCUCGACUUCAUCAAUGAGGAGGUAAAGAGCCACAAGGAGAACCUGGACUACAGCGAGCCCCGGGACUACAUUGAUGCUUUCAUCAUUGAAAUGGAGAAACACAAAGAAUCUGACCAGGGCUUCACUGAAACCAAUCUGGCUCUGUGCUCUCUGGAUCUGUUCCUGGCUGGAACUGAGACGACUUCCACCACUUUGCAGUGGGCUUUGAUUUACCUCAUCAAAAACCCUGAGAUCCAGGACAAAGUCCAGGCGGAGAUAGACAGAGUGAUCGGACAGAACCGUCCACCCAGUAUGGCAGACAGACCCAACCUGCCCUACACUGACGCUGUCAUCCAUGAGAUCCAGAGGAUGGGAAACAUCGUUCCUCUCAAUUUAGCCAGAAUGACCACCAAGGACACAACGCUGGGUGGUUACUUCAUACCCAAGGGUACGGCCUUGAUGUCCAACCUGACCUCUGUGCUGUUUGACAAGACUAAAUGGGAGACUCCAGACACCUUCAACCCCGGACACUUCCUGGAUGCUGAGGGAAAGUUUGUGAAGAGGGAAGCCCUUCUGGCUUUCUCUGCAGGGAAACGUGUGUGUCUUGGAGAAACCCUCGCCAAGAUGGAGCUGUUCCUGUUUUUGGUCGGGUUACUACAGAGGUUCUCUUUCUCCGUUCCUGAUGGAGUCGAGCUGAGCACAGAGGGAGUUGUAGGAACAACACAUGUACCGCAGCCCUUCAAGGUUUACGCCAAGACUCGCUGAAUUAUCAUUUUACAUCUAGUCGCUGUGCAACAAAUUAGAUCAAGCAAAAAGCUUUAGGCAGUGAAAUGACAUCUGUGAAUAGUUAGGUAGACUUUUCUAUUGGUGGUAUGCAUGCGUGCACCCGAGCAAGCAUCUGAUGGGAACGAGUGCCCACAUUGAGUCACUGCUGCAAUAUUCUCCAUUUAAAAUGGACUUUUCUUUGGGUUCCUUUGGUUAACUGGUGUUCCUUCGCCUUUCCCUAUGUGUUAAUGGACAUGUUCCUGACGAUACACUUUAUUCUGGGUUAACUGAUCUGAACUCCCGAGGGAGUUAGCAGACUAAGUUAGCAUGUUUAAACUUUGGUUAACGGUACCUCUAUAUUAUUAACAACGUAACUGGUAAACAAGUAUUGAUAAGCUAGGUCAAUAUACCUCACUACAUGUACGUGUAUGUAUUGUUACCCUGCUUCUGUUCUUUAAUAUCAUUGUGUAGUUGUUACCUGCAGGCACAUAUGACUGCCCUAUUAAAGCAUGACCCAGCCACACGGUCGGCAGGUCUUUGAUGUUGAUAGUUUGGUAUUGAUAUGAGUGUAAGUGUGCUUUUGCUAUUGAUAGUUAUAUUUGCUUUGAUAGAACUAUCAGUUUGAUUAUUAUAGCUUUAGAUUUCUCCUGCUAGUAACUGUAGUACUAUAACUGAGAUUAUCUUGUAUUCAUUAUCAGCAAAGCUUACUCUAGUUAAUUUGUUUGUAGUUACUGCUAUUCUGGUGUAUGUACGUUUUAUUUCCUAUGUCUUUCAGACCACUAACCUACAUUUGAAUAUAAUUAAGGUCUACUCUACUGCUGUGCUGGAUCAAUGAUAUAUCACUGUGUUCUGACCGGCACCCAAGGGCGAGUGCAAUCUAACUAUUCCUCAACCAGUUUCACCUAUUUUACAGGCAGUUUGGAGAACACCGUAGUUCCUUAUAAAUCACAACUCUUUACUGUUGUAUGAUUGCCUCAUGUACUUUUUAUUCUCUCUGUCAGGACAUUUAGCUUUGUGUAAUAAAGUUUUACAUAAAACAUUCUUGUAUUAA
Epinephelus fuscoguttatus (brown-marbled grouper) is the source of this 2664-nucleotide messenger RNA. RefSeq names its product cytochrome P450 2J2-like. Gene Ontology annotation, molecular function: iron ion binding; oxidoreductase activity, acting on paired donors, with incorporation or reduction of molecular oxygen, reduced flavin or flavoprotein as one donor, and incorporation of one atom of oxygen; heme binding. Gene Ontology annotation, cellular component: cytoplasm; intracellular membrane-bounded organelle. The record is from RefSeq and is a predicted model, not a curated record. Gene Ontology annotation, biological process: xenobiotic metabolic process. Lineage: Eukaryota; Metazoa; Chordata; Actinopteri; Perciformes; Serranidae. The transcript has 9 exons. Bases 120 to 1613 code for a protein of 497 amino acids.